AGGCUGCCGGGCUGCCGGGCGUGGGGCCGGCUGAGCUCCGCAGGCUCGCCUCUGCGCCGGGAGGAGGAGGGUCCUGCCCCCCGAAAGGCCCUUGCGCCCAUUUCAUGGCUGAGCCACUGAGGCCCGAGCUGGGGACCUGCCCAUGGGGAGCGCAGUGGGAGGCCCGAGGCCCCACUCAGCAUGAUAUAAUGGCAGGCUAGAUAGAAUAAAGGCAAUCCUCAAACCAUCAAGCCUAGCAUGCUGGGUGGGUGGGGCCACCUAAAUAAUUUAAUUCGGUUUUUGGAUUAUUGGCAUUAGUCAUUGUAUUCUAAUUUGGCAUGGUUACAAUGAGGCUAUCAUUGGGUUGUAAUUGAAAACUAAUGGAAAUUAUUAUUAUUUUUAAAAAGUGAUAUGGUAGGGUGCUAUUCCGCAGGGCUCCCGGUCAGCGUGGUGAAGUGCUUAAGAGUGGUAGACUCCUAAUCUGGUGAACCGGAACAAAAUAAGAAAAAUAAAACAUUCCUUCCAGUAGCACCGUAGAGACCAACUAAGUUUGUCCUUGGUAUGAGCUUUCGUGUGCAUGCACACUGCUUCAGAUACGCACACCUGAAGUGUAUCUGAAGAAUACUGUUGAAUAAAAUAACUCCCUUUUCUUCUUGAUACUUUCAGUUUUUUUAUUCAGUUACAAAAGGUAUGAAUCAUGCCUGCCUUUGCUUUGGCGCCUGGGUAGAAGGUUCAGCUCGAAGCACCAGCCAGCCCCUCCUGCAUUUAAUUAUUUACUGUGACACAUUACAAAAGUAUUUUCUUUCAGCCUUAUAUAACCCAAAUGAAUGUUCCUGAAGGAAGUGCAGAUCUCUGCACCCCAAUCCACUUCUUCCUACGCAGGCCAGGAUUUUGUAGGCAUCUCCUGCGCCAGCCUCCUAGUUUCCAGUGAAAAUAUCAGGGUGUUUUUUUAAAAAGUGUGUACUAUAACUAAACAAUGGAUUCCGGUUGGGUAGCCGCCUGUUUGGGGCUUGAGGAUGUGCUCCUGGAUCAACACUGUCCUCUAGUUAAGAGUCCUUUUCCCAUUCUGGUUGGUUUGCCAGCUAUGAGUCCUUUUGGACAGAGAUGACAGCCACCAUGCUCCAUGCUCAGGUCACUUCCAGACUGGAUUGCUGCAAUGCGCUCUUUGGGGGGCUGCCUUGGUGACGACUCAGAAACUUCAGCUGGUCCAGAAGGCGGCAGCCAACUUGCUAGCUGGGGUUUCCGUCAGAUCUGACCUAACACCUGUUUUAAAACAACUGCAUUGCUUGCCAGUUCAUUUCCAGGCCAAUUCCAGGGGUUCAUGCUAGUGUUUAAAGCCCUGAAAUGACUCAGCGCCCCCCCCCCCGGUACAUGAAAUACCGCUUCCUUCCCUACAGACCCCCCUCGCGUGCUGAAAUGGGCAGAGGGACUCUCUUAGUAGUUCCUUUGCCGCCGGAGGCUCAGAAUGAGGGGGUCUGGAUGAGAGGGCCUUCUCUGUGGUGGCUCCUAAGUUGUGGAGCUCCCUCCCCACCUUUACUAUGGAGCUUUCAGCGAAUUCUGAAGAGGCACCUCCUUACUUUUGAUAACCAAGGUAUCUGUUUUUGAGUGUUGUGGGUGGGAGGUUCGUUUAAUUUCAUUGUACAGUCAUACCUCGGUUUAAGUACGCUUCGGUUUGAGUACUUUCAGUUUAAGUACUCCGCGGACCUGUCUGGAACGGAUUAAUCCACUUUCCAUUACUUUCAAUGGGAAAGUUCGCUUCCGGUUAAGUACGCUUCAGGUUAAGUACGGACUUCCAGAACCAAUUACACUCAUACUUUGGGUUAAGUACGCUUCAGGUUGAGUACUCCGCGGACUGUCUGGAAUGGAUUAAUCCACUUUCCAUUACUUUCAAUGGGAAAGUUCGCUUCAGGUUAAGUACGCUUCAGGUUAAGUACGGACUUCCAGAACCAAUUACACUCAUACUUUCGGUUAAGUACGCUUCAGGUUGAGUACUCCGCGGACUGUCUGGAAUGGAUUAAUCCACUUUCCAUUACUUUUAAUGGGAAAGUUCGCAUCAGGUUAAGUACGCUUCAGGUUAAGUACAGACCUCCGGAACCAAUUGUGUACUUAAACCGAGGUACCACUGUACACAGGUUGUACGGUGGUCCCUCGACUUACGAAUUACUCGGCAUCUGAAGUUUUCGACUUACGAACGGGACAAAUGGCUGCACACUUACGAAUUUUUCUACAUCUGAACAGAAACAGUUGGCGGUUUUAAAUGCGGUUUCCUCGACUUACAAAUUUUAAAUGCGGUUUUCUUGACUUACGAAUUUUUCCGAUUUUUUUUUCCUAUGGGACGCCGCUUUUCGACUUACGAACAUUUCGACCUACGAAUGUGCAUUCGGAAUGGAUUAAGUUCGUAAGUCGAGGGACCACUGUAAAGCUCCUGCCCUCCUGCAAGUUGGGUGCUGAACGAGCGUGACUCUCCUGAAAUGCCAGCCCCAUGCCAGCCCUGCGGUGAGGGCCGGAGGCUGUGUCACUUGCGCAGGAUCGGCCGCCGAGCUGCAGCCCUGGAACAGGCUGACCUUAUCCAUUUUCCUAACACCGUCACGCUGGUUGGCCGAAGCGUGGCCGCCGUGGACUUCUUCCUCAGCUCCGCUGCCCAGGGGAGUCGCGAGUAUAUCUCCCGCAUCCACGCCCGGGUGAUCCGCACGGCUGGGGCCUACGAGCUCGUGGAUUCCAGCCUAACCGGGGUAUAUAUCAAUGACAUCCGGAUCAGCGAAAAAGUAGUGCUUCAAGAAGGUGAUACGGUGACUUUUGGGCAUCCAUGCUGGAAGAGCGUUAAACCUGGGAGUCGCGUCCGGCAGCCAAAUUCUCCGUUUUAUUACUUGUUUGAGCCGUGCAGCUGCAAUACGGAGCAAAUUCAAGGCCAGUGUGGAGAGAGAAGACCUUUUCCCCAAAGGCUUCCUGCAUUGGCAUCUGCUGGGGCAUCGGUGCCAGCGAGCUCAAGGAUGGGAUUUGCACCCACACUCACAGGGGACCCACCUGGCGCUCUGCCUGGCUCUGCCCGCCAACGUCCGGCCAUCAGCAACCCGACCCGGCCAGGGACACCUGCAGCUUCAUUCCUGCCUCCAGCUACAUCGUCGGCAUCCAUAAAUUCUCUUCACCUGGCUUCCAGUUUGACAGAAGCACCUGGUCAGCCAACGCCGGGGGCGCUGCCUUUUUCUGCACCAGGAGGUGCUCACAGGCCUGGCUCUCUGCGUUCUGCUUCGCCUGGGGAGGGUUCGCGCACCACCGCAGAAUUGUCUCCCUGGAGAAGCCUUGAGGCGACGCACUUCCCCUUCUCUCAGGGAAGUCCGGAAUCCAAGAAUCCCUCCACCCCAAGUGGCAGCGAGGAGACCAUUGCAGACGACCCCCGAAGCGGAAUAUCAGUUAGCGCAGCCGCUGGGCUCCCGGAGGAGCUGCUGCAGGUCCCAGGCGUCUCUCAGGUGGGGGGUUCUGAGCUGCCUGUUUCUAGCACAGAAGAGAUGGUUCCCGGUGACUCUGACCAUGCUGAAGAGAGGAGGGAGGUGGACAUGGAUCAAGGCACUGGAGACACAGCUGGACCUGAUCCCCUGGCUGCAAGCGGAAUGGAAAUUCAGAGCCCCAGAGAAGAACACCAGGAGAGCUUUAGGGAGAAGGCCUCACCUGAAGCCUCUGGCUGGGCAGAAAACAGAGCAAGCAACUUCACGGUGCAAAAUUUGGCACAGCUCCCUGCUAAAUCGGGAGAGGCUGAGCUGGAUGCCGCAAGCAGAGCUUCCGAGGACUUUUCUUCUUCUGGCGAAGAAACAGAUAGCGACUUAUCGGAUAGUGAUUCUUCUGCAAAGUUUGACUCCGAGAGAGAAAGCGCUGCUUUGCUGCCAAGGAACCUGUCGCGUGAGACCCGGAGGAGUGACGACGAAAUCAGCUUGCAAGGGUGGGCUUCUGAGAGCGGUGACAACAUGGAAAUGGAGGCCCCCCAUGCAAAUGCAAGCCUUCUAGCGAUGGACAGUCCUGCUGCUGCUGGAGAUGGCGGUUUCCUUGAGCCAGAGAUGGGCUCGGGGGAUUCAGAGGCUGCAAGUGGCAUCAGCUGCAAGGUCUGCAUUGCAAAACGGUCUUAUACCGAAGUGGGAACCCAAACGGAGAGUGCAAAAAGAAGGAAGUUAGGUGUAGAGAUUGCAGAGCCCGGCAGAACGGCUUGGGUCUUUGAUGACGGCAGCAAGUUAAACACGGGCAAGGUUACGGAGGGACUCCUUCAGCAACUGCCCGGAACUUCAGCUGACAAUGAGCAUGCCAAGGGCGAGUUCUCCCAACAAGUAGAAAAGGAUCCCGCGGCAUCCUCUGGAGCAACACAGGAGAUCCUGGCUUCAGGAGAUCUGCCAGAAACCCGCGAAGAGGGGACUGCCGGGGUGGCUGCCUUGCCUUCAACCCCCCGUCCCCUGGCAGGACAGACGAUCCCUGAAGAGUCUGUUGAAAUGCUUGGAGAUCCAGUGGAUGUUGAGGGAAAGCAUUUCUGUAGGGUUAUUUCCAAAAGAAAGAGGCCUCCCUUUGAAGAGUGGGGGGAGGGCGUUGUUCUUGUGAGCAAACGGAGAAUGGAGCAUGUGCGUGCCAGAUCUGACAGAGGCCCAGAGGACUGGGCCGCUGAUUCCGUCCUUGAGGCCAAAGGAAGGAAGAGUGAAAAUGAUGGGCUUUCACUUGGAACCGUUCCCAGUGGUGCGUUGGUGGUUGGGUGGCCUGGAGGGUCCAGUUGUGUCAUCGACGGUGAGAUGGAGUGCCAAGAGGAGAUGGACAAGAGUGAUCUUCCUGAAGGCAGGGAGGUGAAGAGGGAAGGAACGAGCGUCAGGGCAGCUGGUGGCCAAGAUGAGGCCAGUGGAGAAGGUGGCCUGGAGAGAGAUCCGAGUUCAGAUGCAGCGCAGGAGGAGAUGGUUGGCAGCGCCAGGGCUGAAGGGACUCUCCAAAGCCUUGGCGGAAACUGGGUGGCAUCCUCUCCAGACUCUGCCGGAAGAAAGACAAGGGAGUUUCCUUCUCCUGAGAGAAGUGGAGAUGACCUUGAAGAGGUAGGGAUCCCCCACAUAGAAAGUGACUGUGCAAACACACAGGCGUCUUGUCAGGCAAGCGAAAAGGAAGCAGGAAGGAGCUUGGAACCUAAAAAUGGUCACAUAUUGGUCCACCAAGGUGGCAUUGACAGUGAAGACGGCAUGGACCCGGAUGGAGAAAGUGCAGCCGAGGCCCAAGAGUGCGGUGUUGGGGCAAGAUGCUCGGCAGAUGGGACGAAGGUGGAUCCUGACCCGAACGAGCCUCUUGGGACUUCUGCCCUCCUGGAAUGCCAGCAAGGGUCUCCUGCGCCCGGUCAGCGACAACUGCAGCCUCAUGGCGCUGAGCCUGAGGAUCUGGAAGGUAACUUUGCAGUGAAGCCCCAGGGAACCGAUGUUGGGAGAGAGCUGCUUUACCCUGAAGACUCCCGCAUGGAAGGCAGCGUUUGGGAGGAAGCCUGCGAAGGAAACGGGGCUGCUGAGCAGGCAGACCCGGAAAGAGCGAAAGGAAGGGGCCACUCUGGGGAGGAAGGGGGUCGGCGUGGACAGACCCCCGAGAGCUGCCAUUGCACCGAGGGAAAAGGCAGCCUCCUGCUGGAUACUCCUAGCGCUGGCUCUGGGAGCCCUGGGGCCGGACAGGGGGGCGCUGCUGGAGAAGCCCCAAGGGAGAGCCAGAUGGAGCCUGCAGAGGUCCCCAAUUCCUUUUGUGGCCGUGAGCUCAGCUUGCUCCUCUCAGACUCUGAAGUUGAAAAGGAGGAGGACGACAGAGGCAAUCUUCGGAGAGGGAGAAGUCCACUUGGGCAUUCAGACGGUGUUUCAGAGAAUCACGAGGCCUGUAGGAAGCUACCUGAGGAAUCCCCAGCUCAGGAGUCAUGUGACGCCAGCGCUGAGCCGCUGGAGGGUUCUGGGAUGUUGGGUGUCGGUUUGGAACAAAAUGAUUCUUCCCACAAUAAGUUAUGCUGUGACCCAGAAGAUGCUUCAGCUGCUGUACCUCAGACCCCUAACCCAGAGGUGGCCGUGGGGGGGAAAUCUCCUCCUUCGCCGAGAACUGCCGUGGUUGAAGAAGAGCUGGAGGAUCGAGCUGUCGAAGGAGCUGACCUUGUGGCUGUCCGUCUUGCCUGCCUCCCUGCGGAAUCUCCUUGCCUGGCAGAAAGCGAUGCCAAAUUUGGCGCAGAGAGUCCUGGAGGAUUGGCUGAAGAUUCUGGCUCGGAGCUUGUGCAAGACAAUCGGCCGGCGGACGAUGAGUUUCCUGGCCAGCCCGGAGGGGGAAUCUCGGGUGCAUCUCUUGAAGUUGGAGAAACAAUCCAAGAGUAUCCGGGAUGUGAAACACCUGCCAGUCGCUCUCCAGGAGAAGAGGCAGGUUUCCCGAAGGGAGGAGCAGAAGCGCCGUUACUCCUGCAUCAAGAGAUGGAGACAGUGCCGUGCCCAGGAGAUGGGUGCCAACGGGAAGGUGGUUCAGCCCCUUCUGGGGAGUUUGGUGAGGCUUUUGAUAGCUCAGGACAUGGCAGAAGACUUUUGCAGGAGGAGGAGGAGGAAGAGUCAAAAGCCUCUUCCUCCAGAAAAAGACAUUUCAGUGAAGAUCAAGCCGCCAAGAUGACCAGCUUGGAAAAUGAUUCUUUGUGUGAGGAGAGGCUCUGCCCGCUGGAUCCUGUUUCAGUUCAGGCAUCUACACCUGACCGGCACCCUUUGACCAGGACACCUCCUGCUCCUCUGAACCCAGAAGGGCUUUGUGGCCACUUUGGCGGAGCUGCAGGGAAGCCUCCAGACCAGCACGACAGCCAGGCAACCCUGUCCCUGGGCGAAGCAGAAGAGAAGAAUGGGGAGAGCUUUGCCCAGAAGGCGAGAGGGUGCUUUGAAAACACACUUUGCUCCAAUAAGCCAGCAAGCGGAAACGAAAAGGCGGAAGAGCUUCCUCUGCCCUGUGGAGCUGAAACUGCUGAAGGGGAGGAUUGCCAGUCGGCUGAGAUCAUAGAGGCUGAGAGAUGCCCAAGCUCAGGUGAACCCGGCUCACCUGAAGAGGAAGUUAGCAAAGUCCGGUCUCAGGACCUUUACCUGGAUGAAGCAGGUUCAACCCCUGGCGCCCUGUCUGGUCAGUCAGGCCACCUCUCUCAUGAACAAGACAAAGACACGUCCGACUCUAUUCCGGAGAGCGUGUGGGACACCUGUUUCUCGGAAGAGGAGAGCUUCCAGUUGUCUCCGUGUUCGGGGAUACAGAAUUCUCCCCCUAGCUCUCCCGCGAAGUCCCCCGAGGCAGAAAGUGCUCCCAGUCAGAAGAACAGGGACUUUGUCUUCUCUGACAUCUCCAACAGUUCAGCCGACUCUCUCUCCUGUGAACGUUCUCCCAGGCCGCCUGGCGGGGACGCUUCUGGGGCAGAAGGUGAUGGGCUCCCCAAAGGGGGCUCUGACUGGGUGGGGAAGGGGGCCAAGGCAAAUAUGGAACCAGAUUCUUCCUCUGGCCCAGAAAUGUCUGACAUGGACUGGUUUGACGAAGACCCACAGACGCCGUCCCACCAGCCUGUGUCCCCCAGGGAAAGCACCCCAACUCCUAGCAGUGACCCCCCGUCGGAGCCUGACUAUCCCAUCAGCUUUGCUCCCGCUGAAUGUGACCCCUACGACCUCCAAGAAGAGGGUGGCACCUUCGAGGGAGAGGGCGUGUGCAACAAGGCUCCCAGCGUAGAGGGGUCUGGGUGGGCUGCCCCCUCUAUGAGCCCCACAACUGGCGGGGAGGAGGAAGAGGAAGAGGCGGUGAUGGAAAUGGAGACAGGGGACCUUAGUCAGAGGCAACCUGAAGAGAGCGCCCUUCUCCAGAGAAGCCCUGGAAGUUCAACAUGCCAAGGGAUGCUUGCAGUGGUCCCGCCGCAACCCUUUCAGCCCCCUUGCUCUAAAAUUAUUUCCUCCGAUACGGAACGUGACCUUGGUGUUGACCCGCCUUCUGCGUUAUUGUCUGCUGGUGCGAGGAGAGGCGUGGAAGAUCCCCAGGGGCCGCCUUACGAAGAGCAUCCCUUCCGAGAUGGUGGUGGAAAUCUCGCCGCCUCCUCUCCCUCCAGCACAACGUCUGUGGCUGCUGCUUGUGAGCCAGCCAGCUGCCCCAUGUUGGGUGACGUGAAGAGCGAAGAUCUGACUGCUUCUUGCUCCAGCACAACUCAGGCGAGCAAUCCAGGCGAGCAUCCCUUGGCGCUGAAGAGACCAGGCUCGCCUCUGCCCUCCUCUGAGGAUCCUGGUUCUGCUGGCAUGGCUGAGAGCGUCGGGAAAGAUCCUGAGCAGGACCUGAUCAGCAGCAGCUGUGGGGCGGGAUGGGAAGGUCAAGAGGACUCCAGCAGCCCUCCCCAAGAAGCUCCAGGGGACCCCUUGCUGGUCACAGGUGGGUCUGCUUGCAGCCCCUCAAAACAAAAAGAUGGCGCCUCCGCUCUGGGUUGCUGGGUUUCUCAGAGCUUCAAGGUCAAGGAAGAAAAGGACCCGUGUGAUCCUGGAGAAAGGCAGGGCGGCCCCAGCUGUGACACAGCGUACCCCACGGCUUGCUCCCCAGUCAUCAAAGUCCUGCAUCAACCCAAAGCCUCAGCAAACAGGCAGCCAGAGGGUUUCACAAGCUCUGGAGACUUUGGAAACAGAGACCGGUUCCUCCUUCCUUGUUGGCUAGAAGAGGCUGAGUUGAGCUCGCAGUUGGAUACGGAGCGCGUGUGCUCAGACGAUGAAUCUGUGGCCUGUCCUCCUCCUUCUCUGGGCUCCAAAAGAGACUCCACCAUGUCAGGAGACAGUGCAGGGCCUUCUGCACCUCGGGAGGGUGAGGUGAUGGGGCAGCUGGAUGGGGAGCAGGGGUGCUCCAACGAUGAGUCUGGGCCCUGCCCUUCCCCUCUGGGCUCUGAAGACACAGCAAGCUCUUCCUCCAAGUCGAGAGGCUGCCCCAGUGCUCCUGGUACCCAGGCAGAGAGCGGUCGCUGGCCUUACGCUGCUGAAGCCCAGAGCGAUGUCCCGAAAGACUGGGCGUCCUGUGAGCAAGACGUUGAGUUUCAGUUGCAGGAGUGCCAGUCUGUCCUCGGAGAGAUCUUGCGAUCCCUGGAGUCCCUGGAAGGGAUUGACUGGCUGCAUAUGGAGAAGUGGAGAGAGCAGGUUGCCUCUCUCCAGAAGGCCACCCAGAUGCCCCAGACCCACAUUGCGGUGGUGGGCAACACGGGGGCAGGGAAGAGCUGCCUGCUGAACGCCCUUCUGGAUGAGGAGGCAGUGCUCCCCACCUCGGCCAUGAGAGCCUGCACCGCCGUGGUGGUGGAGGUCUCGCGGGCGGACGGGAGCAGCCCCUACGAGGCGGAUGUGGAGUUUCUCUCCCGAGAGGAGUGGGAUAAGGAGCUGAAGGCUCUCCUUGAAGACAUGAAGGACAAGUUUGGCCACCUGAAGAGGCGCUGCCCGGACCGCAAGACGGAAGCUGGGGCCGCCUACAGCCGCGUGAAGGCUGUCUACGGGAGAGUCGAUGAGCUGGAGAAGCUGGAGGAGAUGCAGGAGGUGACACAGCACCUUGGGACGGUGAAGCACAUCUGCGCCGAGACGGCGACAGAGUUCCGCGCCACCAUUGAGAGGUUCAUCGACUCCCGAACUGACAAUUUGCGGGAGAUGAAAGGCGGGGAGUUUUGGCCCAUUGUGAAAUGCGUCCGGAUCCGUCUCGCUAAGGCUGAAGUGUUGAAGACGGGGGCUGUGCUGGUGGACUUGCCCGGCAUCCGAGACGCCAACGCGGCCAGAGACAGCGUGGCCAAAGAGUACCUGAAGAACUGCUGUGCCGUGUGGGUGGUUGCCAGCAUCACUCGAGCCGUGGACGACAAGACGGCGAAGGAGACCCUGAGUGCGAGUGUGCGCAGGCAGCUGCUGAUGGACGGCCUGUAUGGCAGCCUGGCUUUUGUUUGCACCAAGUCGGACAGCUUCAACAUUACGGAUAUCGUCAGGAACCUGGACUUGAGAGGAGAGAUUCAGCUGAUAGAAGAUGAACUGAGAGAGCUGGAUAAUCAGAAAAUGCAAGCCGAGGGGGAGAAGGAAAGGCUCUGUGCAUCUUUGCAGCAACAGCAGCUGUUGCCGUGGGAGAGACCAGGCUGCGAUGCCUCCGACUCCAAAGACGCCUGGCUCCAAAGACGCCACGACCUUCUGGAAAAGGAGUUCAGAAUCAGUGCCUUGCAGAGGCAGAAGGAGGCGAAGCUGCGCGAAAUUAGCCUGAUCUGCGUCCGGGCCCGGAAUAAGUAUUCCAAGCAGCAGAUUCAGUUGGAGUUCAGCGCCAGCCUGGAGGACAUGACCAGGAAAGCAGCGUCUCCUGAGAGCGAGGAGGAUGGUGAUGAAGACCUGGAGGAAGGCGAUGCCGUCAGGUCGGAGUCUGGCAACGUUGAAUCCCUACGCGGCAAGCUUCCGGUGUUCACGGUCAGCUCUACAGAAUAUCUCAAGCUCUGCGGGAAGCUGAUCAGAGACGGCCAGCCUCAAGUCUUCCACGACCCCCAGGACACAGAAAUACCGGCCUUGAAGGCGUUUGCCAUCCGCACAGCCUUGAAGCACAGCAUGGGGGCGGCAGAGAAGCUCAUCCGGGACUUGGCUCGGGUCCUGAGCCAAAUAGUGAAUUACCUGACCAGCCAGAGAGCAGAGACCGACAUCCAGGAGAGUGUGUGGCAGUCCCUGCAGCAGCUCCCCAGCCUCCUCCAGGAGGCCAUCGACUGCAGCCUCCGCGACACCCGGCACUGCUUGGAAGGCCUUCUCUUCGCCAGCCUGGCCAAGGGCACCAGCAGGGCCAAGGAGCUGUGCCAGGACAUCGUCAGGAGCUGGGGAUGCCCUGUGAACGGCUACCCACACGCCACAUACCGGGCCGCCUGCAAUCACCACGGUCUCUACGCCUCUCCGACCCUCAACUGCGUGGUGGAUUUCAACAGCCACCUCACCAAACCCAUCUGGGAGACCCUGGCUGCAACGUGGAACGAGGUCUUCAACUGUCAGCUGAAAGAGUCCAUUCAGGGCUUUGCUGCUGCCAUCUUGGACAAGCUGAGGUGCUUCUUCAAAGACCUCCGGAAGAAACUCCGCAAGCAGAGCAGGGUGGCAGCUGCAAUAAACAUCAUUUGCCGCCAGCAGAUGGAGGCGGCUGGAGCGAGGUUGCUCAACUUCACCCUGAGUCUGAUGGACGACAUCACUGCACGGCAGCGGAGCUGUUCCCGCAUCCUGACGCCCGAGAUCCGGACACGCAUGGAGCCAGCCUAUGCAGCUUGCACCCAGAUGUCUGGCCCCGGCUACUUCCAGCGGAUGAAGUCCUGCAUGGAGGAUUUCAUCCGCACGGAGAAACACACCAUCUUCGAUUCGGCUGCAAACUUGCUGCAGGAGCGGCUGAAAGUUCUGCAGCAACACAUUGGAGUGAGGUUUCAGGAUUUGGCCCAGGAGCUGCAGACAUCCCUGAUAAUGCAGCUGGAGCCGCUGCUGAAGCCUGUCCAGAAGAACGCAAAGAUAACUUCAGAAUUAAUGACCAUCUGCGCCAAGGUUGACAAGAUUUGUAGGCAUUCCUGCGUCAGUUACAACCUUCCCUGCUCCACACAAGGAGACGACAGUUCCGCCGAAAUGAGGAGGGGCCUGCAGGGGAGUCAGGAUCCCCCGAGCUCCUCGGCUACAUGCAUGGAUGCCCGGAUCGGUACCAUCUCUCUCGCACCCAUGCAGGUGUAUUUGUGCCCGUAUGGCCAAAAAAAGAGGGCAGGGGAGCUCCUCCAACCACAGCUGGAGAAGAAGCACAAAGGCCAGGCCGCAGCGUCUGGGGCAGGAGGAGGCCCUGCCGGGAUCCCCUCCCUGAGCUACAGGGGGACGACCAUGGACGCCAAGCCAGGGAUCUCCGCCCCGGCCCCUGGGCCCUGUCGAGGGUCUGCCCUGGAGGGCUGCCAGCAGGAGUCAGGCCUUCUCUUCGGAGCCCCUCAGCCCCACGUGCCUGUGAAAGUGGACAGUGAGCAGUUUGCUAUUCCUGGUUCAGCAGGUGUCCUCCGUGUCUGGGCCAAAGAGGGAAUCUGGGGAAAGUCUUCGACUCUCAGCGCCGAGAAGGAAGAGGCGAGUGGGAACCUGAAGACUGAGAAGAUGGAGACAGGCCCUCCUUGCCCUGCCAGUGCCACCUGGAUGACCCACUGAAGUCUCUUGGGUUGGAAGCCUCCCGGUUCCAGAGGGACCUUGCCAGGCCCAUGUCCCUCCCCACAGGGGCUCUGUGUGGGGGGGGGGGCUCUCUUUCUCUGCAUUUGACAAACUGGAGCCGAGAGCUACAUUGGCAAAGCAGAGACAGACACGAGAGCAGGCAGGGAAGCCUCUUGCAAGUUCAUGGCUGCCCCGCUGAUAAUGCAGAUAUUGCGAGAUAAAUCUUGCAGAGCCCCUCCCUGUUUUAUUUAGAGCUUCUGUGGCGUCUUCUGGGGGGAAGAAGUUGGGCAGGCUGACCUUCGUUACUCAACACAAAAUAAUGUUGCUGGGAGUCAGCCCGGCGUGGAGUUGUGUCUGCGGAAUCAGCGCUUGGGAUAGGUGGGGGGGGGGGUGUUUGUGGAUGAGCUGACUGCUCAGGGCUGGGGGCAGCUCUGCGUUGGAGUGCAGGAGGAGCUCCUGGGGCAGCUGUUAGCCCUUCGCUCCCAGUCGCCCCCCUCUUGCGGUCAAAGGGUGAAGCGAAAGAGCCCUUUCCCUCCAUCCUCACUGCUUGGGUGGUGCAGAGUUUCUCAUGCCUGCCCUGUUUUUCAGGAGCUGCCCUUGCACCUUUGCCAGGGAGUCUCUGUUUUGCCCUCUACAAGCAGAUCACUCACCCACCACCUCCCCUCUUUGAAUCUCCUGUCUUUUUGGGGUCUCAAUGAGGGAGGUUUUUCAGCACUCUCUCUCUCUCUUUUUUCUUUCUCUCUCUCUCUUUUUUGCUCCAAUAUCUGCAGUUGAAGCAGACAGCCUGCAGAGAAGGCCUUAAGGACUCUCGAUUCCCGCUUGCCUUUCUCGCUGUUUUUCCUCUCAGCUUUGCCCUAAAGACCCUUACAGGGGUUUGUCUGCCUGGCAGCUGAGUAGAGUUUCUUUCUUUCUAAAGCCACAUGCUCUUGAGAAAUAUUUACAUUACAAAGUGCUCCUUAAGUUUUGUGGCUGUCAGCCUCUCUUUCUGUUUGCAGGGCACCCAUCGCUCCCCAUCGCCAUUUUUCUGACAAGAAGGCACUUAGGUCUCUGCCUCCCUCUUGUGCUUCUAAAACAAAAGUUCUAAGAAUUCCCUGGCUAGUUAACUGAGGGUCAGCAACUGAGCAGCCCAGUGGGGGGUGGGGCCCACGUUUGGACUUUAUUAUCAUUAUCAUUAUCAUUAUUGUUGCUAUUCUUUGUAUCCCACCUUUUCCCCUAGCAGGUACUCAAUGUGGUUUACAGAGUAAAUCUGGAUUAUUUUGAAAGUUGCACAAAGUUUUGCAUUAAAUGUUCAAUGCUUGACAGAACUGACCACAUUCUUUGGCUCUUUGGGGGCAUCGGGUUCCAGAUUCAACUUGAGUAUCCUGGGAGAAACAGCUCCCUGCUUCUGUCUGUGGUUGUAACUUGAGACAAAGGCCUCACCCACUUUCCUUUGCUCUUCCAUCCCCGGGCAGAGGAGAGGAUGAAGCACUGAGGUGGCUGCUGUUUCCAAGAGACAUCCUGAUGGUGCAGCCUUUAGAUCAGACAGAGGCAAACUGCGGCCCUCC
Zootoca vivipara (common lizard) is the source of this 13669-nucleotide messenger RNA. NCBI's taxonomy places the organism in Eukaryota, Metazoa, Chordata, Lepidosauria, Squamata, Lacertidae. The record is from RefSeq and is a predicted model, not a curated record.